This is a messenger RNA of Rhea pennata, 840 nucleotides long. Its product is annotated as fibrinogen-like protein 1-like protein. The record is from RefSeq and is a predicted model, not a curated record. The transcript is spliced from 4 exons. The coding region runs from base 1 to 840 and encodes 279 amino acids. Lineage: Eukaryota; Metazoa; Chordata; Aves; Rheiformes; Rheidae.
AUGGCUACCCAGCGUCCUUAUCUCCUGCUUCUGACCUGCCUGCUGGCCCUGGCAGCUCCUCUUCUUGCCUUUGACAUAAGAAACUUGUACCUCCUCAAUGGCACUUUGGAUGAUGUUAUGAACAUUCCCCCAAAGUCCUUCCAGCUUGAUAAGGGUGACAAACAUGUUCGACAGGUCAGAGACACUGCCCCCCACCCAUCGGCAGUCCAUGGUUGGCCUAAGGACUGUAGCGAGAUCCCCACUGGCAGUCCCAGUGGCAUCUACAUCAUCAAGCCUGCAGGACUCCACUACAUUCUGGUGUACUGUGAAAUGAAUGUAACAAAUGGAGGUUGGACGGUCAUCCAGAGGAACAAGAAAGACACACCCGUCACCUGGGCCGAGUCCUGGAGCACCUACAAGUAUGGUUUUGGGAACGUGCGCAGUGAGUACUGGUUGGGCACCGAGCACAUCUAUCAGAUUGCCAAGCAGAAGGUCUACCAAGUCAAGUUUGUCAUCCAGGAUGCCACAAACACCACCAAGUUUGCAGACUACAAUCUCUUCAGUCUGGAAGAUGAACCCCAUGGCUAUCGGUUGAGACUAGGCUCCUACACUGGGACAGCAGGAGAUGCCAUGACCUCAAACAAUCCCAACAAUGUGCAUGACAACAUGAAGUUCUCCACAAAGGACCGGGAUCAGGACACUUACAGUAAGAACUGUGCCUACAGCUAUGAGGGUGGAUGGUGGUACUCAGCAUGUUAUUCUGUACGGCUGAAUUUCAAGGGUGGCAUGACAUGGGGUAGCUUGUGUACUGGGAACUGCAAAUCCUCUCUCAUCCUCAUCAAACCAGCUCCCUACUGUUAG